UCCCUUCUCGUUGUCCCCCCUCUCCAGGGUGUGCUGGCCGACUUCGCCCCCCCGACCGCUCCGCUGAUCCCCGCGCUGGUGGUGCAGUGCGUGACCGAGGUGGAGAAGCGAGGCCUGGCCGAGGCUGGGCUGUACCGGGUGCCGGGCGCGGAGCCGCUGGUGCGGGAGUGGAAGCGGCGGCUGCUGCGCGGCGAGGAGACCCCGAGCGGCGUGGCCGACAUCCACGUGGUGUGCAGCGUGCUCAAGGACUUCCUGCGGAGCCUCAAGGAGCCGCUGGUCACUUUCGGUCUGCACCCGGCCUUCCUGCGAGCUGCCGACAUCCCCGACGAGGCCGCCUGCGACACGGCCCUGCGGCACGUGGUGGGCAAGCUGCCUGCCGCCAACAGGGACACGCUGGCCUUCCUCAUGCUGCACCUGCUCAGGGUGUCACGCAGCCCCGACUGCAAGAUGGAUGUCCUCAACCUGUCCCGUGUCUUUGGGCCCACGCUGGUGGGGCAUGGCUCCGCCAACCCCACACCACUGGCCAUCAUGGAGGACACACCGCGGCAGUGCAAGGUGGUGGCUCGGCUCCUGGCACUGCCAUCUGACUUCUGGAGGGGUUUUGUGGGGACAGAAGAAGAGAACCCGGUGCCAACACCAGAUCCAAGCAGCAAACACGAGCCGCUGUUCUGCCCCAUCGCCGCCCCAGAGCCACACGUGGGGCAGCUGAGCCCUACCAGGACGUGCUGCCUGCCUGGUGCCCUGCGGAGCUGCGUGGGCACAGCCACCCAGGCACCGCAGAGGGCAGACCCUGGGAAGGUGGGGCGGUUCUUCCCCUCUCCAGUGUAGCUGUGGCUCCCUAGGGAUGGAGCUGGCGCCAGAAUAGCAAGGAGGAAGAGAAAGAGGAGGGCAGCGUGGGCCUGUGGUGCUCAGCUUCCCUGUAGCUUUGGGUGGUACAGGGAUGAUGCCCCACACUGGGCUUGGUGGUUGGUUUGUAUUAAAUGUUUGCAGCAAAAUUGGCCUGGGUGUGAGUGGCAUCUGCAGCACGAGAGCUCCAGGUUGUGUGGACAGGAUUGGGCUGGGCUGAGGGCUCAGUGGGCAAGAGCUGUGCUGAAAGCACUGUGCACAGCAGUCCCCAGCAUCCUGUUUCUACAGGGACAAGGCAGCUGCCAUCACUCCUGGGCUGGGUGGGCAGGGAGGGAAAGACAGGGCCCCCUGCAGCCCCUCUACUGAGGGGCCCCUUGUCAGCCCAGAUGCUGAUGGUCUCCAGUAAUCAGAGCUGCUGCUAAGGGCAGAACAGCCUCAAGACUUCCCACCUUCCUUUUAACUCAGGGCCCCUUUUAACUCCUUCCUCCCCUUCAGCAGAGCUGCAACAUGCAGCAGAAGUAUGCAAGGCUCUGCUUGCAGCAGAGUGGGUAGAUGGGCAAUGGCCCAGGUAGGGCUUGUUUUUUCCCCCCUCCCCCGACACCUAUAAUGUAGCACAAGGAACAGGCAGUAAAGGGGUUACUUAAGGAAAAGGGGCCUUGCACAACAGGGGGAAAAACUGCCAGAGCCAUGUCCAGCAGCUGAGAAACCUUUGUCCAUACUAAAACCCAGGGCAGAUAUGGGACACAG
This is a messenger RNA of Meleagris gallopavo (turkey), 1593 nucleotides long. NCBI's taxonomy places the organism in Eukaryota, Metazoa, Chordata, Aves, Galliformes, Phasianidae. The record is from RefSeq and is a predicted model, not a curated record.